AUGUGCUCCGCACUUGUUCAUGAACCCCUUAUAUCCCUCUUUCAGAUCGUUUUCUAUCUGCACAGCCAAACCCCUCAACUCGUUCUGGACUCUCGCGGCAAAAUACUGAAUCGCCGUUUUGAUGGAGGAGACGUAAUGCUUUUUGGCCUGGGUGGUGAGCUUACUGGUUGUGUCCCUGACUUUUUCUUCGACUUGUUCCCUGAGUUUCGCGAUGGUUUCUCUGCCUGCUGUGUCUGCUUGACCGGUGCCUUCUUGGAGAAACUUUUCGACGUCGUUGAUUGCCUUCUUCAGAUUCUCUUUUCUGAGAGACACAAGAUUCUGAUGCACCCUGUGCAAACUCUUCUCUUCAUCUUUUAG
Babesia ovata is the source of this 357-nucleotide messenger RNA. RefSeq lists its product as uncharacterized. The record is from RefSeq and is a predicted model, not a curated record. Lineage: Eukaryota; Apicomplexa; Aconoidasida; Piroplasmida; Babesiidae. The transcript has a single exon. Bases 1 to 357 code for a protein of 118 amino acids.